UAUUUAACAUGCAAAUCAACAUAUCUAAACUCAUCUAUGAAAAUUAUCUCCUGUAGUAAGAAGAAAAAGAGCAAAGAGAAGAAGAGAAAAAGAGACGAAGAUGAAGAAACUCAACUUGAUAUUGUUGGAAUCUGGUGGACAGUAACAAACUUUGGUGAAAUUUCAGGAACCAUAGCUAUUGAAAUGGAUAAAGGAACCUACAUACAUGCACUUGACAAUGGACUUUUUACACUGGGAGCGCCACAUAAAGAAGUUGAUGAGGGUCCUAGUCCUCCAGAGCAGUUUACAGCUGUCAAAUUGUCUGACUCCAGAAUUGCUCUGAAAUCUGGCUAUGGAAAAUAUCUUGGUAUAAAUUCAGAUGGACUUGUUGUUGGGCGUUCAGAUGCAAUUGGACCAAGAGAACAAUGGGAACCAGUGUUUCAAGAUGUAAGUACUAUUUUGUCUUUAAAAGCUUCUUGUCAAUAUAAGAGAAAGUCUCUAACAGUCAAUGAGAGCAUAUAUUCUAAAAAAAAUUUGAUGAGGGUCCUAGUCCUCCAGAGCAGUUUACAGCUGUCAAAUUGUCUGAUUCCAGAAGCAAAAAGUAAAACAGCAGGAGAAGAAGAAAUGAUAAAGAUUAGAUCCUGUGCUGAAAGAGAGACUAAGAAAAAAGAUGAUAUUCCAGAAGAAGACAAAGGAAAUGUUAAGCAGUGUGAAAUCAAUUAUGUAAAGAAAUUCCAGAGCUUCCAAGACCACAAACUUAAAAUAAGUAAAGAAGACAGUAAAAUUCUUAAAAAGGCCCGGAAAGAUGGAUUUUUGCAUGAAACACUUCUGGACAGACCCGGCAGGUGGUUCUCUCCAGUGACUCACCAGGCCAAGCUCGGCUGUGAGAUCCGCCUGCUCAGCAGAGGGCGCGUCUCCUCCGCGUUCCUCCUUCCGACGAGCCCCUUCAGUUCUCCUGACGCGGCAAAAGAACGCCGCUCUGCCAGGGAUCCGGGAGAGUCAGGUCCGCUCCGCUGCUGCUUACAUCUGAAGGAGUCAGCCCUCAGUUUUUUGCGUCCCUCGCCCGGCCCUGCUCCGGUCGACGUAUUUUGCCCUGAACCAGCUCCCAGCUCUUACUACCGGAGCGUCAGGGGAGCCAUGGCCGAAUACUCCUACGUGAAGUCCACCAAACUCGUGCUCAAGGGAACCAAGGCCAAGAGCGCUCCGCCCUCCCUCCACGCGGCCAGCCCCGUGGAAGACGUGGGGCGCUCGGGUUCAGGCUCCCAGCCCGGCCUCUUGCCGGAAUGGACAGAAGCUGCGACUCGGUUCCCGGGGUCCGUGCAAGGACAGGCCGCAGAGCUGGGCGGACCAGCAGCCCAGGAGGCACAAGUCCUCCGCUUGGUGGAUAUGU
Molecule: messenger RNA, 1369 nt
Organism: Vicugna pacos (alpaca)
Lineage: Eukaryota; Metazoa; Chordata; Mammalia; Artiodactyla; Camelidae
Source: RefSeq, a predicted model, not a curated record